This is a messenger RNA of Pararge aegeria (speckled wood butterfly), 3858 nucleotides long. Its product is annotated as ubiquitin domain-containing protein 1. The coding region runs from base 77 to 787 and encodes 236 amino acids. The transcript has 6 exons. Lineage: Eukaryota; Metazoa; Arthropoda; Insecta; Lepidoptera; Nymphalidae. The record is from RefSeq and is a predicted model, not a curated record. Gene Ontology annotation, molecular function: protein binding.
GAGUGGACAGGCAAAAUGUUAUUUGUUAAUUAUAUUUUUGUAAAUAUCGUAUAAAUGAGUGAAUGUAGAAUGUAGAAUGGGUGGCUGCAUCGGAAUAACUAGGAGUAGAAGCGGGCCCAUUGAGGAUUCAUCGGGUACUGUGUCACGGCCUAACUCGGGCGGUCUACGGAAGAACCAGUCCCUGUGUCACGAAACCAUACGGUGGAAGUCCGACGUGCCUUUAACGGAAGGGCAGUUGCGGAGUAAGCGAGAUGAGUUCUGGGACACUGCCCCUGCUUUCGAAGGUCGGAAAGAGAUCUGGGACGCGCUGCGAGCAGCGGCGGUAGCGGCGGAGGCCACGGACUUCCAGCUCGCGCAGGCCAUCCUCGAUGGUGCUAGCGUGUCUGUGCCGAAUGGAUACCUUACUGAGUGCUAUGAUGAAUGGGGGACCAGAUACCAGGUGCCGAUCUACUGCCUGUCGGCGCCGCUCAACAUGGUGAAGGAGGCGGGCGGGCGCGACUCGCCCGCGGAGUGCUCGGAGCCCGUGGACGGCGGCGCGGCGCUGGCGCUCCGGCUGCGCCUGUCCAGCGGCGGCGCCGACCUGGAGCUGCCCGUGUGCGCGCGACACACCAUCGCGCACUGCAAGGCCAAGCUGCAUGCGCAGGAGAGCAUCUCGCCGUGGCGGCAGCGCUGGUUCUACGGCGGCAAAUUGCUGGGCGACAAGUUGCUGGUGGAGGAGGCGCGCAUCACGCCCGGCUACGUGGUGCAGGUCAUCGUGGCCGACGCGGAGCCGCGCCCGCCCAGCUAGUCGCCGGAAGAACCAACCAAUCAAGGAGUACCCCAGCGCUGAGCUGUUCAGGACCGCGACCCGAUCGAGACUGGCUUCACACAUAUUCUAGACACUGUAUCAUACUCGUAGGCUACGUACGGACUGUUGGUGUACACGCUAAUAUAAGUCAAAUUUUAGUCAUAAUUUUAUUUAUAUCAAACUAUAAUUUAAAUCGCUGGAUCUUAUCUUAAAACCACACAUAACACCAGCAAGUUAAAGGUGCGGGCUGGGGACCGAACUGUGUCGUGUUCAUUGACUGUGCAAAAAGGGAAGAACUGUACAGUACUUCCACUCUGGUCACUUAUGUAAUAAAAACUGCCUUGCCUUUAAUCACAUAGACUAUGAUGAUUAAAACAUACUAAUAACUGUAUGUAUAUUGAAUUAAAUGUUUAGAGUUAAUUCAAGCUGUUGCUGGCCCCAUUUAACCACAGUCAACAUAACGAUAACGAUAUGAUAACUAAAAUAUGCGCGUCGUGAUAAAUAAUUGACACUCGAUGAAAUAAGAGUCCGCAUCGUGGUAGUUAAAAAUCAUUUUUUUCUGUCUCCAUUGAUUUUAUAGGGCCUAGCGAUUUAAUUUAUGGACAAAAUAAGGUACACAAAAACAAAUUUUUAUUAGCAACAAAAACUUUAAGGCGUAAUCAUGCUUUCUACACGCAAUGAGACCGGUAACCUUGUAAUUUCUAUAACCACAUAAUAAGCGACGUGCAUUUCAAACAUGAGUUGAGGCCUUUUUUUACAUUUGUGGUCUUUUAACUCGUUUUUUAAAUCUUUAAAGUUUCGCCACAUUUUGGUAACAUGUCAAAGUCGAAACAAAAAUGUGCUACAAGAUUUGCUCGGUCGCAAUCGAAGAGUCGUUGACGAGUAUGGAAAUACCUGAGCAUCGGAGUAAAAUGUAUCUUAUCUGAAUAGCAUUAAAGCUGAAAUUUGCCUAAAACUAUUAGCUAUAAAAACGUUUGUCAAACAAAAAUCAGAAGUAACGACAGAUUAACGAUAAAGCCGAUGUGAGUCGAGUUGUUUACUCGAAUCUGCUAUUACGAGGGUACAAAACUGAUGAGAGUUUAAAGUCGUCGACGUGUCAAAAGUGUGUUUCCGCCUUAUUUCGGUUUUCACAAAAAAGGCGCUUAAAAGUGUGUAACUAAAGGUUUUCUAAUAAUAUGAUCACCUUAUCACGUGUGUCACUCACUUACUCGUUUAUGGGUGGUUUAUAUAUAUUAAAAAGAAUCUUAGAAAUACAUCUAAAUAUUUAAGUUUCAGUUACCUACGCAGCCUAUGAGCCUUUUUUGGAAACACCGCCUUAACUCUAUUCUAAAUGUACAGACUGAAAGUAGUUGCGUCCCUGUCACAAUAUAUUCAACAAAAAGGACGGCACUAUUUUUAGUUCUGUCGUUUUAGUUUAGCAUAAUAACAGAUGGUACAAAUGAAAUCAGUUUUGAUUUGCUUUCUGGAUUAAAAUAAAACUUAAAAUGACAUAAAUUGUAUUCGGAUGUCGCUUGAUAUAGAUUAAGAGCCCGCGACUACUAGAUCAACGAUUUUCUUCAACUCAAUUUAAUUGAUUAUACGCAUUACUCAAACCUCUGAGGUUUUUUAUCACGAUGGUAUCACAUUAUGGAAAUAGAUGCUAUAUUGGGUUAAAAUUUGGUGAAGGUCUUCCGAAAUAAAACAUGAAACUUAACAUCUGCGUGAAAGUCACUAGAAAUAAGUGCAAUACAAAACUAUUUGUACUCUAGUAAACAGUAGCAUUUUCAAGCACACUAUAAAUCAGUAAUAAAGAACAUAUUACUUGUCUGCUUCAUGAAAUUCACUUGAAAAUGAUACUGUACUACUACUGUACAAUUAAACUAAUUGUUAUUUAGUUGAUAUUGCUCGUUUUGAAGGCAUCAACCUGCAUCUCUGGAUUCCAUUUAAUGGGAUUAAGGAACUAGUAUACUCGGUAUUGAAUCAGAAAUAAUCCAAUCACUACCAAUAAGAAGUUAUGCAUAAAGAUUAAUAAAACUUACAAAAAUUGCAAUUCGAUUUCGGUUGGCAAUCUCCUUUUUUUCCUUAAACAAGGCGUCUGUACAAUUCGAAUAGGUCAGGCGGUCGCGGGCUCUGGGUCUAUAAAUAUAUAAUAAUAGUUUCAAAUAUUUAGGACACUGUUAAGAUGGAGCGAUGGACCUAAAUGACCUAGUUCGUGUUUAGUAGUGAGCUUUGUACCUAGUGCUACGAUACAAGUCUGUAAAUAUAGCUAACAAUGCUUUACAAGGGUAUAUAACAUAUAAACUUAAUUACAUAUACAUGCAUCAUAUAAUACUUAUCUAUAUAUUUUUUUAACUUCUUAUUCUUUACUAUGCAUAGAAAUCUUGUAAUAAUGCCCAAAUUUUACAUCAUUACGCCUUUGUUUAAGAUGUGUUCGUAUAAGCGCGUACCUGUUUACAAUUAACUGCCUAGCUGUAUAAUUUGACUUGGGUGUUUUUGAACAUAUAGACUAUGCGGUUAGGAUCAUACACGCCAAUAUCUAUUAUUUUAGUAUAUCUACGAGAUUUAGGUAGUAAAGAUAUAGCUUAAAGAGUUGCGAAGAUAAAACUGCUUUGCUAAUGAAAAGGUGACUUUUUGGCAUUUUAGUAAAACUCAGUAUCAUGCCCGUUUUCUCUUAGCCAAGGCAUCCUAGAUCGAAUGCCUACCGAUUGAGGAAAUGUCUAUAGAAAAACAAACGUUACGCCAACUCUUAGGAGAUAAUUAUUGGUGACCGAUUGAUGCGGAAUCUCUUUAGAUUAGGCGUGUCGUAUUUUUUUUAGUUAGAGAAAACGAGCAUCAGUUGUCCUGCAUUCGCAAAAAGAGUUCUACCUAUAUAUUCUCACUCGUUUUAUUCUUGAACUGGAAACGGACAGACAGGACACUACGAGUCAGGAAAGUUAAAUCUAUAUUUACCCUAUCUAGAAUCAAAUAUAUUUGAUUUUAUUUUUAUGUUUGCAAACUUAGCUACAACCAGUGUUCCAAGCCUAAUACUGUUAAAACAAAAAACAAUAAUGCAGAAUUUGCGACUAUCAAAUUGAUAUUGUGGUUCGAUACUC